Capsella rubella is the source of this 1389-nucleotide messenger RNA. RefSeq names its product F-box/kelch-repeat protein At1g15670. The transcript has a single exon. The record is from RefSeq and is a predicted model, not a curated record. Gene Ontology annotation, biological process: negative regulation of cytokinin-activated signaling pathway; regulation of phenylpropanoid metabolic process. Gene Ontology annotation, molecular function: protein binding. Lineage: Eukaryota; Viridiplantae; Streptophyta; Magnoliopsida; Brassicales; Brassicaceae. The coding region runs from base 99 to 1184 and encodes 361 amino acids.
UAAUCAAAUCAUAUUCCCAAUCUCAAUAUAUUUCCUUUAAAAAAAUAAUACACCUUAUUUGCAAACAUUUUUUUCUCGAACCUUAACUUUCCAAGACGAUGGAGCUUAUUCCUGAUCUUCCCGAAACCGUAGCCCGCGAGUGUCUCCUACGCAGCUCAUACCAGCAGUUCCCUCUUAUGGCCUCCGUUUGCAAACUCUGGCAGCGUGAAAUCAGCCUCCCUGAUUUUUUCCGACACCGGAAAUCUUCAGGACAUAGUCAAGAGCUUGUUGUCCUGUCUCAAGCUCAAGUCGACGACCCGGUCAAGAAACUCGGAUCGGGUAAAACCAUCCCCACCCCCGUGUACCGGGUUUCCGUUCUUGAACUUGGGUCCGGUCUGAGGAGCGAGCUGCCUCCUGUCCCAGGCCAAGGCCAAUCCAACGGGUUGCCUCUCUUCUGCCGACUAGCCUCUGUCGGGUCGGAUCUUGUUGUAUUGGGCGGACUUGACCCGGUCACAUGGCGGACCUCUGACUCGGUCUUCGUUUUCAGCUUCUUGACGUCUACGUGGCGCGUCGGGGCGAGCAUGCCAGGUGGACCUCGUUCUUUCUUCGCCUGCGCUUCGGAUUCUGAACGGAACGUCUUCGUGGCGGGUGGACACGACGAAGACAAGAACGCCAUGAUGUCAGCUUUAGCAUAUGACGUGGCCGAAGAUAAAUGGGCCUUUUUGCCGGAUAUGGGCCGUGAGCGAGACGAGUGCACUGCUAUUUUCCACUCUGGCAAAUUCCACGUCAUCGGUGGUUACGCCACUGAGGAGCAAGGGCAGUUUAGUAAAACAGCUGAAUCGUUCGACGUCACCACGUGGCGGUGGGGUUCCCAAGCGGACGAGUUCCUCUCUACGGGGAUGACUACGUGGCCUCCGAUUUGUGCUGCCGGCGAGAACGGAGAUUUGUACGCUUGUUGUCGCCGUGAUCUGAUGGUGAUGAGAGGCGAUACGUGGCAUAAAGUGGGGGAUCUACCUGCUGACGUGUGCAAUGUGUCUUAUGUGGCGGUAAGGAGGUCCGGGAAGGUGGUCGUGAUCGGUUCUGCUCGGUACGGCGAACCAAGCGUAGGGUAUAAUUGGGAUAUGAGCAACUCUCGAUGGGUAAAACUGGAAAGGCAUGAAAAAUAUGAAGGUCACGUUCAAGCUGGCUGCUUCUUGGAGAUGUAAACAAAAAACACUUUUGAAAAGAUUCCGAAACUUUUGUACGUCGUUCAUGCGAAAUGACGCUAAAUUUGGUCGGUUGGUUUUCCAAAGCGUGACUGUAUUCUAGAGCUAUAGAUAAAUGUGUAAGCUCGAUUGUAAAUUUUGUUACAGUGGACUACUGCUCAUUGCUGUUAUAGAUUUUUAAUCUUAACCUUUAAAAUUGCGACUU